This is a messenger RNA of Lemur catta (Ring-tailed lemur), 8012 nucleotides long. It is a transcript of the gene BTBD7, whose product is annotated as BTB domain containing 7. Gene Ontology annotation, biological process: regulation of branching involved in salivary gland morphogenesis; morphogenesis of a branching epithelium. The record is from RefSeq and is a predicted model, not a curated record. Bases 134 to 3520 code for a protein of 1128 amino acids. Lineage: Eukaryota; Metazoa; Chordata; Mammalia; Primates; Lemuridae. The transcript has 10 exons. Gene Ontology annotation, molecular function: protein binding.
AUAAAAUUAUUUUUGUUUCAUAUCAAGAAAUGGAUGAAAAGAGGCUGCUGGAUCCAGGGUUGAAGGUUCAAAGAGGCCUCUGGAAUUAUACUCUGAAGAACCAGCAGAUGGAACGCCUGAGUGACUGAAGAAGAUGGGUGCUAAUGCAUCUAACUAUCCUCAUUCAUGUUCCCCAAGGGUAGGGGGAAAUUCACAGGCCCAACAGACGUUUAUAGGGACAUCAUCCUAUUCUCAGCAAGGCUAUGGUUGUGAAUCAAAAUUGUAUAGCCUUGACCAUGGCCAUGAGAAACCACAAGACAAAAAAAAGAGAACCUCUGGCCUUGCCACCCUCAAAAAGAAGUUUAUUAAGCGUCGAAAAUCUAAUAGGUCUGCUGAUCAUGCCAAGCAGAUGCGAGAACUCCUCUCUGGGUGGGAUGUUAGAGAUGUCAAUGCAUUAGUGGAGGAAUAUGAGGGAACUUCAGCCUUAAAGGAGCUUUCUCUGCAAGCCAGUUUGGCUAGACCAGAAGCCAGGACAUUGCAGAAAGAUAUGGCUGAUCUUUAUGAGUACAAGUAUUGUACUGAUGUAGACUUAAUAUUUCAAGAAACUUGUUUUCCUGUACAUCGUGCCAUUUUGGCAGCAAGAUGUCCAUUUUUUAAAACACUGCUUUCUUCCUCACCUGAGUAUGGGGCAGAGAUAAUAAUGGACAUCAAUACAGCUGGUAUUGAUAUGCCCAUGUUUUCUGCUUUGUUACACUACCUUUAUACGGGAGAGUUUGGAAUGGAGGACUCAAGGUUCCAAAAUGUCGAUAUCCUUGUUCAGCUUAGUGAAGAAUUUGGAACACCAAAUUCCCUUGAUGUAGAUAUGCGUGGACUUUUUGAUUACAUGUGUUAUUAUGAUGUCGUCCUUAGUUUUUCUUCAGACUCUGAACUGGUUGAAGCUUUUGGUGGAAAUCAGAACUGUUUAGAUGAAGAGCUCAAAGCCCACAAGGCUAUUAUUUCUGCACGGUCCCCAUUUUUUCGAAAUUUAUUGCAAAGGAGGAUACGGACUGGUGAAGAAAUCACAGACCGAACUUUGAGGACUCCCACAAGAAUUAUAUUAGAUGAGUCCAUUAUACCAAAAAAAUAUGCAAAAGUGAUAUUACACUGUAUGUAUACCGACAUGGUGGACCUCUCUGUUUUGCACUGUAGCCCCUCUGUGGGGAGUCUCAGUGAAGUUCAGGCUCUCGUCGCAGGGAAGCCAAACAUGACCAGGGCAGAAGAAGCCAUGGAACUUUACCACAUAGCACUGUUCUUGGAAUUUAACAUGCUUGCACAAGGCUGUGAGGAUAUCAUUGCUGAGAGCAUCUCAUUAGAUACCUUAAUUGCCAUCCUCAAGUGGAGCUCUCAUCCAUAUGGCUCUAAAUGGGUGCACCGACAAGCUUUACAUUUCCUCUGUGAGGAAUUUUCCCAGGUCAUGACUUCGGAUGUUUUUUAUGAACUCAGCAAAGACCAUCUGCUUACUGCUAUCCAGUCUGACUACCUACAGGCAAGUGAGCAGGAUAUCCUUAAAUAUCUGAUUAAAUGGGGAGAGCAUCAGUUGAUGAAAAGAAUAGCAGAUAGAGAGCCAAACUUACUGAGUGGCACUGCCCAUAGUGUGAACAAAAGAGGUGUAAAAAGACGAGACCUGGACAUGGAAGAGCUGAGAGAGAUCCUUUCUUCUCUCUUACCUUUUGUGCGAAUUGAACACAUCUUACCUAUAAACAGUGAAGUCUUAAGUGAUGCAAUGAAAAGAGGCUUGAUCAGUACUCCUCCAUCAGACAUGCUUCCCACAACAGAAGGUGGAAAGUCAAAUGCCUGGUUACGGCAAAAAAAUGCUGGCAUAUAUGUUCGUCCUCGGCUGUUCUCUCCCUAUGUGGAAGAAGCAAAGUCAGUGCUAGACGAGAUGAUGGUGGAACAAACAGAUCUUGUGCGUUUGCGAAUGGUUAGAAUGUCCAAUGUGCCAGACACACUCUACAUGGUCAAUAAUGCCGUGCCACAGUGUUGUCAUGUGAUCAGCCACCAGCAGAUCAGCAGUAACCAGUCAAGCCCUCCUUCAGUUGUAGCCAACGAAAUUCCAGUUCCUCGUCUCCUCAUUAUGAAAGACAUGGUCAGACGACUACAGGAACUCCGACACACCGAGCAGGUGCAGAGGGCCUACGCGCUGAACUGUGGGGAAGGCGCCACUGUCAGCUAUGAGAUUCAGAUCCGAGUACUAAGAGAGUUUGGCCUUGCAGAUGCUGCUGCAGAACUAUUGCAGAAUCCUCACAAAUUCUUUCCUGAUGAACGUUUUGGGGAUGAAAGUCCACUCUUGACAAUGAGACAGCCUGGGAGAUGUCGCAUUAACAGUACCCCUCCUACCGAAACCAUGUUUACAGACCUGGACUCUUUUGUGGCCUUCCAUCCACCCUUGCCCCCUCCACCACCUCCCUACCAUCCCCCAGCUACCCCAAUCCACAACCAACUCAAAGCAAGCUGGAAACAAAGACCUCCCAGUCAGCAUCCUUCACGUUCAUUUUCUUAUCCCUGUAAUCAUUCGCUGUUCCACUCCAGAACAGCUCCUAAAGCUGGCCCUCCCCCAGUCUACUUGCCGGGCAUUAAAGCAGCACCACCUGAUUGUACCAACACCGCAGGUCUGGGGAGGCAGACAGUGGCUGCUGCUGCUGCUGCCGCUGCCACCUCAGCAACAGUAGCAUCUGAGAAACAAGUGCGAACACAGCCUGUGCUGAAUGAUCUGAUGCCAGACAUUGCCGUGGGUGUGUCCACACUGUCACUCAAGGACAGGAGGCUUCCAGAGCUUGCUGUAGACACAGAAUUAAGCCAGUCAGUUUCUGAAGCAGGACCAGGGCCUCCCCCGCAUUUGUCGUGUAUUCCACAGAGGCAUACACACACUUCUCGGAAAAAACACACACUAGAGCAAAAAACAGAUGCUAGAGAAAAUCAGCAGGAAUACCCGGAUUUCUAUGACUUCUCUAACGCUGCUUGCAGACCUUCUACUCCUGCUCCUGGCAGACACACUCCUUCUCCUUCGCAAGGUGGAUAUUUUGGUCCUGAUUUGUAUAGCCACAAUAAGGCAUCACCAAGUGGCUUAAAGUCAGCCUGCCUCCCUAGCCAGACCUCUCCUAAAAAACAGGAAGAACCUAGGAGAGAAUAUCCACUUUCCCCUGAUGGGCAUCUACACAGACAAAAGAACGAGCCAAUACACCUGGACGUCGUCGAGCAACCUCCCCAGCGGUCAGACUUUCCUUUGGGAGCGCCAGAAAAUGCUGGUACUGGCCCAGCCCACGUCAGGGGACGAACCACAGUAGAAGCUGACUUGACUUUUGGGCUGACUCCUAACAGACCUUCACAUUCUGCAUGUAGCUCUGAAGCUCCAGAAGAGAGAUCCAGUAGAAGACUGGCAGACAGUGAGUCCCUGGGCCAUGGAGCUCAGAGAAACACAGAUUUGGAAAGGGAAGAUUCAGUUAGCAGAGGAAGGAGGUCACCAAGCAAGCCAGACUUUCUCUACAAAAAGUCUGCCCUCUGAGAGCAACAUUCAAGUCGUCUGUGCCUGAGAUGUGAAACAUCCCAUUCUAUGAUGUAACCCAACAACUUACCAGUUUAUCGAUGCCAGCUGAUAACUCAGUUUCACAUUACUUUCUUCUGAUUUUUAUGUGUGUAUAUAUGUUUAUUAGACAUGGCAUGCUAAGAGGGGUUUUUUGUUUUAAUGCUGCAUCUGUCUAUUUUGUGUUUGAACAAUUGUGUGGGAAAGCAUUUUUUAAGAGCAAGCAAGCUGGCACUUUUUUUCUCUUUACAAAUGGAAUUUUUUUGCACUUGUACUUAUUUUAUCUGUAUUGAUUUUAUAUCAGUAUGUUAAACUUUAUUGCCACAUUUAAAGGACUGUAUUUUCAUACUCUUUUGCAUUUUACCUUUCAUCUACCAAUCCAUGUGCAUUGGAUUGCACACUAAGAUGUAUUUUCUUAUGAAAUAGUUCUGUGUUUAUUUUUUAAUUAUAGAAAUUCCAAAGAACAGCACAUCAAAAUGCUCCUCUCUUUUCAGUAAUUGUUUUAGUUCAAACAUAUUCCUGCUCAGUCUCCAUAAAUCUCGUGUCAUUUUUGUUUAAUAAGUCCUGGAAGCUGGUCUUCACUCCCCCAGUAGGAGUCCAGUCAGGGUCCUGCAGUUUGCUGGUUCAGUAAAGAACAGGAAGGAGAGAAGCCUUUUGUCCCAGGCUCACUCCAUUGCUUUAUUCACAACGUGGGCACUGUCAGAAUCCCUGCAAAGUCUGGUAGUAGGGAUUAGAGUGUCACUAGAUAAGUUAUCUUUAGAGAUCAGAUCCUUGGCAUUACAAAGCAGUGGAAAUAGUGAAAUAACUUCCAAAGUCACACUGAUGGGAUUUCAGGUCCUGAGCAUCAGCUCUCAGCUGCGACGUUGAAUUGACUGCUUGCUGCCUUCAGUUGUCUUGCUCUCUAGGGAAAAAAACAAAAAAACAAAAGGGCUUCAGUCUUACGGAUGUUAUUUGGUGUUUGUAAGCAUAUGUUUUCUUUUGGAUGUUUUUCUGAGUAUGUCUGCAUCUUGGUGUCCUAUACAAAGUUGUUGUAUAAUGCAUAAUGCUUUGUCACCAAAAGAAAAAAAUUAUUUUCAGUUAAACACUACAUGUCCUACUUGAACACUAGGGACGCUGGUUUGGCAUUUACUGAACCACUGAGCACAUGGGAUCUUUUAAGAUCCUCUCCCUUGGAAGGGCAACGUGUGAGCUAAGGACUGUUUUUUUCUUACUCUCCAAUGUAAAUAUAUUAGUAUUUGAGUUUUUAAAUCACUUCAACAUUAUUUGAGCUUUCACUUUGUGUUUUUACAAACAUACAUACACAGCCGUAGCACUUAGAAGAAAAGAGACUUUCUGAACAUUCCCUCCCAUGAAGGAUAUUUGGGAACCUCUUUUCUAUGUAUGUAUAUAUAUAUAUGAAACUAUGAAUCACUCACACUCACUCUAAAACUAUGCAGGGCUAGGGAGCCUUUACAAGCUACCAUAUAAAUGAAUUACAUGCACUUUGAAGUAAAUAGGUUUCUAUUGGGUGUCAACAACUCUAAUUUCUCCCUAAACUGUAGUUUCUCUUACAAUCUUUUCCUACUUUACCCUGUGGAUAUACACUCAGGAAUAAUCUGACAUUUUUUUAAAAUCCUAACAGUAGAUAGUCUCAAAGAUGGGAACUUGUCUGUGUGUCUGUACACACCGCAAACUGCCGCCACUUGUUCUGCUGCCUGACUAGUUAGCUGCUGCUAGUGCACUUGUGAUGCUGGUGACGGUGCAGACGAGCUCCCAGUCUCCCAGAGUUAACACUCGGCUACUGUAGGGUUGGCUACGCAUCACCUUGGGGGCUCCUUUUUUAAGACAGAAAAACAUAGGACUCUGUUCUCAUUUGUAAGAGGUUUAACUUUCAUAAUAGUUGAUGGUGUCUUUUAAAGCCCACCCUCAGUCUGUCUCUCUUCUGAAACAAGAGCUGUUAAUUCCAUCAUAUUCCGUAAUAUGUAUUUAUAUAUGUGUGUGUUGACAUGAAGUGUUUUGAUAUAGUUUUAAAUUUCUGUUCCAAAUCAGACUAUACUAUGCUGAUACUGCAGAUAAGAAUGAGUAGCCCUAAUUUGGAUGGGGAAAAAACUUUCUCAUCUCUGACCUGUUUUGUUCUGUUGUUGUUUGUUGGUUUUUUUCCCCCCAAAUGUUAGAACAGGGCUGUUGACCCCACACAUUAAUUUUUCUGAAAAUUCAUGAAGUAUUCUUUCAUUCCCUAAAACAUAAUUAUAAAAUAAGUGACCACUCUAAUUUAUGAAGUUUGCUUUUAAUGGUUUAGUAGCUUACCUGGCUAAACUAUGUAUAAAGGGAAAACUUGCUUUAAUCUGUGGGAUUGUGGACUGAGGUGACUUGCGGAAGAUAAACAAAUGUGGGUUUUAUGUGCAUUAGGGUGGUAGGUGUCAGUGAACUUUUAAUGUAUCUUGUGAAGUAUGAUUAAUAGGCUAGGUUGAAUAGCCAUGUGCCUCUGGCUUUUGAACCCACCUAUAAUAUUAAAUCUUUUUUAAUGCCGUACUAAGAUAAAUGUGAAGUAUGAGUGAGGUUGCUCUCAGAAAAAAAAAAGUUAUAUGUAUAAUAUAAAAUUUAGGCCGUGGGAAAUGGCAUUUUACUUGGUAUAGAAGUUUAAUGAGAACCAAAUCACAAAAAUACCAGAUCUCCUUUUGAGGCCAAGGACAAUCAGGCCAAUGAGACAAUCACCACUCCCGGUGCCCGCUGUGUGUUGAGGUCAGAGAACUGCCAUUCAGAUGUUAGAGCAGAAAGAAAAGAUUCGAGUCUCUUAAAGAUGUUGUUGGUCUUUCUCCUAUGUUAUUGUUUUAGUUUUGUGAUCUUGGUGAAUAAUUUACGUUCAGAGUCACCUGUGGCUCCUGAGGAAAAAAAUAGCAGCAUUAAAGGCAAAAAUUAUCGAAAACAUUGUUCAAGUUCUCCACGCCCAUUCUCACAUGCCCCCUUUAGCUUUAUUUCUAGAAACCCUGGCCCUAAGCCAGCCUGAUGUUUCAAUAACCCAUUAGGCUUUAAGGAUUUUUAGUGAGUUUUUUAUAUUCACAUCUUUUUGUAGAAUUCUCUAUGAAACUUUACCUAAUUCUCGUUUUUGCUUCCUCAGAAACUCUGUUUUUGUUACACUUGUCAUCCUUUAUUGGGUUUUCUUUUGAUUUGUUGUUGAAGCUCUAGUAAUGGGCAUAAUACAUGUACAUCUGAACUGAGACGAUGGCGUGGAACGUAGAGAAGCAGCGGCGAACUUGGCAGCAGCAGUGGCACUCCCUGAAAGCUGAGCGCCGCACGUCAGUGUCUGGAGUUGAAGGGUUCACGUUUCUCAGUAACUCCCCAGCAAAAUAAAUGUUUCCUUGUUGUGUUGACUUUGCCUUUUAGGGAAAAAUAUGUUUCAUGAAAUACUUGUAAGAUACUUAUUUUGCAGUUAAUUCAGAAGCAUUCAUAUUUUUAUGUUAGGACUGAAUUCAAAGGGAAAUGCUUCUUUGACUUUUUUUUAAGUGUUUGGUUGACUUUCAGCUUUCCGUAGUUACUAUCAAAGCAGCAGUGAUGGGUGCUAUUCCCGGUUCUGCAAUGGUUUACUUUGCCUACUAAGUGAUUUACUUUAAAACCUCAUUACAGAUAAUCUUACUAAAGAGUUACCAUGCACUCUGCUAAAAGGUGUUUUACUGUUUUCCAUUAACACUGUUGUAUGAACAAUGUUUUAUGAAAUGUCUUUUUGUCCUGUAGAUGGCCAUAGCUGUUAUGUAGUUACCAUACUGGCAAUCUUUUGAUUGUUUUUUCCUCUAGAAAACCCUCAGACUGUACGUCAAUCUCCCAUAUUCUGAAUAUUAUAAUGGUGUGGCCGUUUCUGUUGAAAGAUUACUUGCAAGUGUGUGUGUGUUGGAAAUAACCUCUUGUGUUUCUGUGUUUCUGUGAGUUCUAAGAGGUCAGAUAAGCUCUGGAAAAUUCAUCACAUGUACCUGCACAUGACUGUGUAUCUGAGUUACAUGGUCAGGCGGUAUGGAAUCCUGCUCUUAGAUCAGGUGGCUGAAAGAUAAGGGUUCCUGAACUCCACUUGCUAUGUAUGUACCACAUCUGUACUUCAGAGAGGUGACAUCUUCUAUAACAUUGCAUUUCCUUGUGGUUGUGCUGUUACUGGUAUAAAGUCAAGUGCCUUCAAUGCUAAAGGCUCAGAAAUUUUUCUUAAACUGAUUUCAUGUCCUAUGCAAGUGUUUUCUACAACCUGCAUAACCAGUACUUUGUAAAACUUGUUUACGCUUCAAUUGUACAUAGUGAUUUUUAAAGAAAUAUAUAGUAUUUUUAUUUAGGUACCUCCAAACUUGAAUUCGUCUGUGUGAAGCAUUGUAAAACGAUACAUUUCUCUUUUGAGUACCAUUACAGUUGUACAGAGGUUUUCAUUGGUUCUAUUUUUCUACUGUUACUGAUAAGCAUGUAACACUGACUUUAUCCUACAUAUAGUUGGCAUUUCAAAUAAAUGGCUUGUAUAGAA